GCAACUCGAUGCAGCACACAAAACACACGCCAAGAGGCUACCAGUGAGAUCCAGUGUGCUCAAGGGAUCGUUGUGAUCGAUAUCGCAGCGCACGCAAACUGGUGAGCAUCGCUGAGCGUCGCUGAGCACGCUGCAGCGAGCGUGAGAGCAAGCACUCCUACGCCGUCGCCGCAUCCAUCGCGCGAGCCGCCGCGAGAGACGCGGCGCGCCCGAACUCCGCAACGUAUCCUCGCACCGAAACGAAGACCAAUGUCGGGCCUCGAGGACAAGCUCGCGGCGGCGUCGCUCGAGCCAGCCGAGCAGCCCAAAAAGAAACCAUCCCUCUUCGGCAAGAAGAAGAAGAAGUCCUUCGCGACGAAGCUGACCCAGGAGCGCCCGCCCGAGAAGCAAGCCACAAAACCGAAAGCCGUACAACAACCGACGACCUUCAAGGCCGCCGACUACGCUUCAAGCGCAAGGCGCGGCGCCGACGUCUCGGCGCAGAACAACUGUUCCUUGGAGGCUUUGGGUGUGGCUCUGUACGCCGCGCGCGCCUUCCGGGAGGCGUUCGAGCGAGCGACGGGCUCGAGCCCCGUCGCCGAUGCUCUACGAGAAGUACUGAAAGGAGUAUCAAAGAACGAAAUACCAUCAUCCCAAAACGAGGCCCUGCGCCAGGCGUUGUCGACGCGGGGCGGCGCCAUCUCCGCGGCCUUCGCAUACGCGGACGCCGCUGAAGUGCUCGAGCUGUUGUUAGAUGCGCUGGAGUCUGAUCUGGAAAAAUGGAGCCGUCCUUGCACGUCUGUGGGGUAUCAGCUCGUGCGGCAGCCUUGUCUCUUGUGCGGCGAUUCUUCUAGAGCGGGCGCGAUGAAUGAGAAGCGAGACGUGCGGGCCUUUCCCGUGAUCGCCGCUUCGAUCCUACAUUUGCUGGAGUCGGCGUCGACCCCACAGACGUUUGCGGAUUUGUUCCGGGAGGCGCGGGCGAGUGAACCCGUCUCUUGUACCGCUCUGUGCACAAAUCAAAUUUCAUGGCGCUUAUCAUGACCUCCACGCUAUCGACGCGACGCCUGCUCGACGGCGUGGCGGCUGUCGGUUCCUCACUGUUCCAUGGAGCCAGCACGGCCGCGUCAUCGCACCCGACGCACUGGUUGAUUUGCGCACAGGUACCGCUUGCGGGGAGAGGGCGUGCGCCGUCGGCGGCGAGAUGGAGACCGUGGCACCGGUGUUAGUCGUGAACCUGACCUGGAUGGAGACGCCCUCGUCGUCAUCGAUCGCGCAACUCGUCAGAGGCGCCCUGCUCCCCUUCGACGCCGCGGUGGCCUUCGGCGGCGGCUCGGAAGGCAUGUAUCAAUGCGUCGCCGUCGUCUGCUUCAAGGGCGACCACUACACGGCCUACGCGCGGCCGCCUCCGUCCAGUGUGGACCUGCGCUACCCGCCGCGCUGGACGCUCCGCGACCGUUUUGUCGACCGCGGGAGCGGCGACGUCGAGUGGUUGCUCGGGGAGCUGGCCACGGCGAAGCCGAAGCUUCCGGCACUGCUGGUGUAUGUGCGGGUGUAAGUGAUCUAUGUGUCGCGGG
Molecule: messenger RNA, 1553 nt
Organism: Pelagomonas calceolata
Lineage: Eukaryota; Pelagophyceae; Pelagomonadales; Pelagomonadaceae
Source: the annotation of a GenBank genome assembly